Molecule: messenger RNA, 3534 nt
Organism: Micropterus dolomieu (smallmouth bass)
Lineage: Eukaryota; Metazoa; Chordata; Actinopteri; Centrarchiformes; Centrarchidae
Gene: impg1b
Product: interphotoreceptor matrix proteoglycan 1b
Exons: 18
Coding region: 241-3051 (936 amino acids)
Biological process (GO): visual perception
Source: RefSeq, a predicted model, not a curated record
UUUGACUUUGUGUUGUCACCCCUCCGUUGUUAAUUGUAACAAAUCAUCCACAGAAACACUACACCACUGAACCUUCAUGACCACGGCUUUUCUGGACUCAGGGAUGUGAAGUACCGACACUUUCUUGAAGCCUCCAGACCGAUCAGACACACCACAAAUGUCAGAGCAGAGCAGGACGCACAUCGGAUAAAGAGGUCAGCAGUCUUCAGCACAGGGGUCAAAGUGUGUCCCCAGGAGACGAUGAAAGCAGUCAUCGGCAGCCAUCGGACCUAUUACAAACUCCGAGUUUGUCAGGAAGCGAUUUGGGAAGCCUUUCGGAUCUUCUUGGACAGAGUCCCGAGCUCAGAGGAGUACAGAGCCUGGGUUUAUAUCUGCCAGCAUGAAAACCUCUGCAUGGACGACCUGGCCCAGAACUUUAGCAGCUCUCAGGAGCAUCGGGACAUGGUGGCCAGAAGAGUAGCUGAGCAAACUGAACUCGAAGGAGUUGUCACUGGAACCCCCGAGCCAGGAAGGGAAUGUAACUGGACACCCCCACUGAUUUUGCCAACUGAGGCUGACGUGGUCCAAGACCCUAAUGUGAUAAAAGAGAACUAUGAGGAGUACAUUGUUGAGUUCAGCAUCACAAUCAUGGACCCGGCAUACAGCAAGCUGCUCAGUGACCCAGAGUCUCCACAGUACAAUGACAUCACACAAGAGCUCACAGACACGAUGCUUCAUGUGUUUGAAAAAGUUGCAGGAUUCAAAGAGAUUCGUGUUCUGGGAUUUCGCUCAGAGGACGUGUCUGUGCGUUACGCUGUGGUCUUUAAUGGAGAAACAGAGCUCAGCAAUGAACCUGAGAGUCUGGAGGAUCUUGGCACAGAGACACACAAGGACGUAAACUCGCCUAAACUGAAGCACAUCAUCGUAAAGGCCUUAAAACAGGAGCCGUCACUACUACUGGACAUACAGACACUAAGCUUUGAGGCUGUAACCACAGUUUAUCCAGUUGCGGAACUCGGCGUUAACCCCAUUGAAAGCGUUGCAUCUGAGGAUGACACCACACAGGCGGGCCCAGAGGGCAAUACCCCCACAGUGCCAGUGAUUGAAAACUCUUUGGAAGUUUCUACAAUCAAAGCAGAAAGACACACUUUUGUGCCUUUCAUCCCAAACAUCUUCCCAGAAGCCACUUUUGCUGUCACAGAUGAGACUCCUUUAAUGGCAGCAGCAGAGGAGGACUCCACAGAAGAUACUGCUGAGGAGCCUGGUGACAUUAUAACACCCGAUACAAAACUCGAAACUAUAACAGAGCAGGAAGAGGAACCAGAGCCCGAGGUGGAGGAGAUACCACCGAUUGAACAUGAUGACGGAGAACUUGAAUCAGCUGAUGGGGCCCCUGAGGAACCUCCAGAGCAACAAAAUGAAGAUCUUCCUGAGGCAACUCCUGACUCCAAACCAGAAGAAGAAAUUACUGAAACACCUCCUGAGGUUAACCUUGUGCUGCCAGAGUCUACAUACCCCACGGUUACUGAGAUAUCUGUCAAGGAAGCUUCAGUCCCAGUCUCCAAAUCAUCAUCUCAUGAGGAUGCUGUCCAAGGCAUUGAACCAGACACAGAUGUGGAGCCUUUGCCAUCCCCCGCUGAGAGCGGCGAAGCCCUUGAGGACAGAGAUGAAGCUAGUGGAGGGCACAGUGGAGUGACCCUGGUCUCAGCAGACCUGCCUCCUGAGAACUCAAACACUCAAGAGGAUGUAGGGUCAAGUCAGAAUGGGAUGGAGGUGGAAGUGACCGAACCUCUGGAAGAAGGGAGUGGUAGUGGAUUCCCCUCAGAGUAUGACGAACGCCCAUACGAAUCCACGGCUGCGCCGGCCAUGAGACAAGCCAGCACCCCUCUGAUGACCGCAAUGGAUAAGAACAAAGAGUUAGUGGUUUUUUUUAGCUUGAGGGUCACUAACAUGAUGUUUUCUGAUGACCUGUUCAACAAGAGCUCCCCAGAGUAUAAAUCACUGGAGAAUACCUUUCUUGAGCUGACACAGCACUCUAGGUCCAGAAACUCACCAAACCCUGGAGCUUCCAGUAAAUCUGGGCUUGGGAGACAGACGACUUUAGCUUCCAUACCGCUUCUGCCAUAUCUACAAUCCAAUUUGACUGGAUUUAAGCAGCUGGAAAUUCUCAACUUCAGGAAUGGCAGUGUUGUGGUAAACAGCAGGAUGAAACUGGACAAACCGGUACCAUAUAACGUCACAGAAGCUGUUCACUGUGUGCUUGAAGACUUCUGCAGCGCAGCAUCGAAACGGCUUGACAUCGAAAUUGACAGUCGCUCCUUGGAAGUAGAACCAGCUGACCAAGCAGACCCCUGUAAAUUCCUGGCUUGCAAUGAGUUUUCACGCUGCGUGGUGAACAGUUGGACCGAAGAGGCAGAGUGUCUGUGUGAUCCGGGUUACAGCACCGUGGAUGGCCUGCCUUGUCAGAGCACCUGCGCUGUGCAGCCAAACUACUGCCUGAAUGGAGGCCAGUGUGAAAUAAUCCCAGGGCAUGGAGCCACCUGCAGAUGUCCUGUAGGUAAAUACUGGCACUACCAUGGAGAACGCUGCAAUGAGCUGGUGUCUAUGCCAAUAGACCCUCCCUUAAUUGUAACCUGCCUCGUGGGAAGCCUCUGCCUUGUUUGUGCCAUCAUUGGCAUAUUGAUUUUCAUCAACAAGAAAUGCAUAAACACCAGAAAGGCUGUGACAUUGGUGCACACACUUGCUCCCUAUGCCUUUGAGCAUACUUUGAGGGUGAACCCAGUGUUUGAGAAUGAUGAUGGUGUCUUAACUCAAGUGUCCACAUUGCCAUGUCCUUCAAGUUCUGCUUCUUCCCAAUCCCAACAGUCUGAACAAGAACAUUAUGCCUCUAUUGAAAAUAUACACCUGAGUAUUGAGAUCCCCAGACAACUCUACACAACAAGAUCAGAAAGGCUAGUCUCAGAAAUGGUGGACUUCCAUCACAGUAUACCCCAAAAUGAGGUGAGGGCCGCUGAAACAUGCUGUGUUUUAAGGGCAUCAGAUAACGAAUGUUUUGAAGUAACCGUUCUUUGAUGACACCUUGUUCGUUUGAGGAGCAGCAAACACGUUGACACAGUGCAAAACACGAGGUAGCCAAGACUGAUGUUGCUGUUUGAGCUGUAUAUGGGAUGCGUGGUACAGUAGACCAGUCAAAUGGUGUUAAAGUGUUGAGAAUAAUUGUUCAUAGUGAUGAGAGUGUCUUGUUAGACAGAGAGCUAUGGAUAUUAAGGUGGACUUAGGUUGUCUUAAAGUGAAACCUAAUAUUUAUUUUAUAUAUUGAAGGUAGGAACAUUUCCUGUAUACCCUUGGCAAAGGUUGUUGUUUCCUCACAAUGAGGUAUUUAUUAUUUACAAACUGAUACACACGGUGUAGUUUGUUGUUUAUUUCAAUGCUUGACCAUUGUUUUGUCUCAAAAAGAGAAGAAUUGACUUGAUGUUGACUUGGGUCAUGACAUAUUGUUUAUAGAAAUAUUGGCUGUGGAGCUGUAUUUCCACCAGUCCUAUUCAAAAGAGCUCU